Paramecium sonneborni is the source of this 381-nucleotide messenger RNA. The record is from the annotation of a GenBank genome assembly. Lineage: Eukaryota; Ciliophora; Oligohymenophorea; Peniculida; Parameciidae.
AUGAUAUUAAUUAUUGAAGGGUAACCUUUAAUGAAGAAAUAUAAGAUCUCAAAUUCAAAUAGAUAACCAACUAGAAGCAUCGGAGUUUCAAGGAUUUCAACAAUUCCUGAAAUUAGAGAUGAAAAACCUUCUAAAAAAGAAUUCAAACAUAAUGUAAUAAGUCUAAAGGAAUUGGUUCGUAAGAAUGUGGAGAGUAAAUUAAUAAAAACACCAGAACCUCCUCUAAAAAGAAAGGUAAUAAUACCAGAAGUCUCGGAAGAAUAAUUUAAGUCUUAAAUAACUCCAUCAAUCUGUAAAUAAAGAGUGAUCCAUUUAUUUGCAAAGAGAAAACUCUAUAUAAAAUAAUUCAAUACUUCACUUUCUUCGUUUAAAUUAAGUUGA